CUCUGAAGAAACACUAACAAUGACGACUAUCUCAGAUCUUCCGUGGGAUUUGGUAGAGAAGAUACUCUCUAGGGUUUCUAUAACUAGUAUCGGAGCGGUAGGAUCCACUAGCAAACUAUGGAACCGUUUGUGCAAAAAUCGGAUAUGGCGUAACCUAGAAGCAAAGAGGCAUCAGUUUCUAGGGUUCAUGGUGAAGAACUAUAAGCUUUGUUUGAUAAGAUUUAAUCUUCUUGGAAUCCUGAACGAAGAAAAAUUUGUGGAUCCAUCUAUAAAGGAGAUCAUCGGGGAUUCACUACUUAAUCAAGUCGAUGUAACUAAAGUCUUCCAUUGCGAUGGCUUAUUGUUAUGCGUCACCAAGGACAAAGAGGAGGUGGACAGAACUAGCCUCGUGGUCUGGAAUCCCUGUUUGGGACAAAUCAGGUGGAUCCAACGACCAAGAAAUAACUACCACAGGUUAGACAGGUAUGCUCUGGGAUAUGACAAGAAGAAGAACCGUAAACAUAAGAUCUUGAGGCUCUUGGAUGAUGACAUCGGAAACAAAGUUUUUGCAUACGAAAUCUAUGAUUUCAGCUCUGAUUCAUGGAGGGUUCUUAAAAUCACUCCGGACUAUGAUAUUAUGUUUUUUCAACGCGGCGUGUCUCUUAAGGGAAAUGCUUAUUUUUUUGCCACAGAAAAACUACAAGUAGUAGUAACAGAAGAAGAAUACACACCAGAGCCACAUAAAUUUUUAAUCUGUUUUGAUUUCACAACAGAGAGAUUUGGACCGCCUCUGUCUCUUCCGUUUAACCACUAUACUAGCGAUACUGGGACUUUGUCUUCUCUUAGAGACGAGAAACUCGCAGCUUUAUAUCAGUGCUGCGAUAUGGCUGAGGUGGAGAUUUGGGUGACGACUAAGAUUGAGGAGCCUAAUGCAGUGUCGUGGAUCCCCUUCUUAAGAAUUGACUUGGAACCACUCACAGGUUUUGAUUUACAGUUUCAGCAUGAUGGUGCGAGUUUCUUUAUUGACGAGGAUAAGAAAAUCGCUGUAGUUUUUCAUUUAGACAGUUCUGAUCAAAUGACCUACUACGACGAUGACCUCAUUGGAGAGAAUGGAUCAUAUGAAGUUACGUGCAACGACACAGCUUAUAUCAUUGGAGAGAAAGGAUACUUUCGAAAGGUUGGUCUAGGAGAAGGUGUCAAGGACCCAAGCCCGCUCAACUUGGGAGAAUAUUGUCCACUUGUGUGUUCUUCCUCUUAUAUUCCGAGUUUAGUGCGUAUAAACUGACCAAUUUACC
Messenger RNA from Raphanus sativus (radish), 1274 nucleotides. Its product is annotated as putative F-box protein At3g20030. The coding region runs from base 20 to 1264 and encodes 414 amino acids. The record is from RefSeq and is a predicted model, not a curated record. Gene Ontology annotation, molecular function: protein binding. Lineage: Eukaryota; Viridiplantae; Streptophyta; Magnoliopsida; Brassicales; Brassicaceae. The transcript has a single exon.